Molecule: messenger RNA, 948 nt
Organism: Camellia sinensis
Lineage: Eukaryota; Viridiplantae; Streptophyta; Magnoliopsida; Ericales; Theaceae
Source: RefSeq, a predicted model, not a curated record
UUUUUUGGGGAAGUGAAGGUGAUGCGGAACACCUAUUAAGAAACGUCUUAUUGGAAGGGAUGCGCCUUAAACAUUUUUCAAGUCUACUGUAUUCUGCUCCUUUAUUGUCAUCAUCAGCACAACAAUCGGCAUAACUAUCAAAUUACUUUGUUUGCAGUUCUCCAUGUGACAUCAUUGGUGAUGUUAGCUACGAAGAGUUGAGAGCAGCAGCAUAUGAUGAUGCUAAGCGUGGAUUGAGCUUGCAGUCAAUUGUUGAGAGAGAAAGGAAUUUACUCAAUGCUAAGUUGCUUGAAUUCGAAAACCUACUCCGUAAUCCUUAUGCAGUUCCACAAAAUCCUUCUAUUGCUACCCAAAGUGCUUUUCCUGGGGCCACUCCAAGUGUCUCUUCAAUGACUGCUCAAAAUAGCAACCCUCCUUCAGUUUCAAGUUUCAGUCAACUCGGUGCAUCACUUAAUAUGGGGUUUGGAAUGAGGCCUGCUACUCCUACAAAUAAUGCUUUUGGUUCCACUCAAAUUUCCAGUCAGACUACUAGUGUAUUUGAAACCAACAACUCGCCAUUUGGAAGUUCAGGUUCAUUUGGCGGUCAACUUCGUAACCAGUCAUUUGGAAGUUCCUUUGCCUCCAACGCUGCAAGCUUCAGCAACAGUGGCGUUAGUGCUGAACGAAACCCAUUUUUUACUUCGGCAGUGUCACCACAAGUUCCAAGUUCAGCAAGUUUCCAGUCAUCCAUACUUCCGAAUGGGCCAAACUCUGCCUCUACUGCAGUUGAACAAUUAUCUGUGAAUGUGGACACAAUUGAUAAUAUGACAAGGAAGAAUGGUGCAGUGGAUGAUGCCAUCUGGUUGAAAGAGGAAUGGAAUCCUGGAGAGGUAAAAGACUGUUCAUUUGACAUUUAUAUUUAGUGUUCAUGCUUAAUUUUCCUUUCGCAUUAUUAUUAUUAUUAUUAUU